Apis mellifera (honey bee) is the source of this 2452-nucleotide messenger RNA. RefSeq lists its product as uncharacterized. Gene Ontology annotation, molecular function: chitin binding; protein binding. The coding region runs from base 878 to 2452 and encodes 524 amino acids. Gene Ontology annotation, biological process: carbohydrate metabolic process. NCBI's taxonomy places the organism in Eukaryota, Metazoa, Arthropoda, Insecta, Hymenoptera, Apidae. Gene Ontology annotation, cellular component: extracellular region. The record is from RefSeq and is a predicted model, not a curated record. The transcript has 11 exons.
AAACGAUUAAUUUUAUCGAUUUAGUCGAUUGGAUCGAUUAUCGAUCUUUACGUAAAUCGAUAUACGUGUUAUUAACUUUUCUUAUGUAUCGAUAUUACCAAAUAUCGAUUUCCGUUCUUUGAAGUAUCGAUUCGCACAUUCUUUUUUUGCCACAUAUUUGGAAUCAACGACGAUUAAAUCGCUUUUUUUUGUAAAUAGAGAAUUUGAUUAUCAAAUCAUAGCAAGUUUAUGAUUAUUACUGUAACAUCAUACUUUGUUAAUGAUGCAUUAUUGCACACAAUUAAGACAUAUAUUAAGCGGAAUAUUGGAAAAAAAUCGGAUAAAUCGUUCUAUAAAACGAACUAGAGCCAAGCUUAAAUUUGGCAUCAACCAAGUGCGAGUAUAAUGACGACGGCAGUAGUAAUAGUUUAUGAAAUCAACCUAUAUCCUAAACAAUUUUUUUUUUCAUUUCUUGAAAAAUAAGUAAAUUUUUUUGAUUUUUUUUUUUUUAUAUAACAUAUAUACAUAACUUGUUAGUAUGCACAAGUUCAUUUGGAAGAAGGAUGAAUGAUCGAUACAUAUUUCAUGUAUCUUUUUGGUAAUGAUUCGAAGGAAAGAAAUCUCAAGAGGUUCUAUAAUAAAUCACACAUUAAUUUUUAUUGAUAACUGCACAAUGACAACACUCGUAACAUGCUCUCAACUUAGAGUAGCAGUAAUUGACAUUAUUUGUGCAACAACCAAGACUCGCCUAUGUGAAAAUGGGCAAAGCGGAAGAUGAACGGGCAAAGCGAAUAUACCCAUCAUAUAAGCCUUGUUUCUGGAGUAAGGUGUCAGUUGGAAAGUGCGAGCUCUCGUACCAAGAACGAGAAACGAGACGUCUCGAUCUGAACCGAUCGAUAUGAAGUUGCGUUCUCUCUUCCUCCUCGCGACCCUCCUCCUCCUCCUCCCAAGCGACGCGUCACGGGUUAAGGAGAAAUCGGAAGACGCGCCGUGCAUCGACGAUAACAAGUUCUAUCGUAACCCGAACUCGCCGGCGCAUAACGUUUGGUCGCCGGCCGAGUGUGCCAAGUAUUAUCUUUGCCUGGACAACGAGGUGUUCGAGUUCAGAUGCUCCCAGGGAUUGUUGUUCGAUGUUUCCAGGCAGGUGUGCGAUUUCAAAGCGAACGUGAACAACUGCGACGUGAUGUCAGAGACGCGAGCGCCCAGACCGCUUCUCGAGCACGGUGACUGCAAGGAGAGACAUUUGGCCUGCGGCGACGGUACGUGUUUCCCGGCCGCGUACUUUUGCGACGGGAGCGUCGACUGUCCCGAUGCCUCCGACGAAGGUGGCUGGUGCAGUAAGAAGAAACAUAUUCGAAACGAUCCGAAUGGGGCGUUACCUUGCGACCCAAAGCGGUGCCAUUUGCCGGAUUGCUGGUGUUCCAAGGACGGGACGGCGAUUCCUGGUAAUCUGACGGCGUCGACCGUCCCCCAGAUGAUAUCGAUCACCUUCGACGACGCGGUGAACGCUGAAAAUUUCGAACUUUUCUCCAAAAUUUUCUCGAACAAUAGGAAAAAUCCAAACGGCUGCCCCGCUCGUGCAACUUUCUACGUCAGUCAUCAGUACACGAAUUACAGGGACGUUCAAUACCUGUGGAAUAUAGGACAUGAGAUCGCCGCCCAUUCCGUCACGCAUCGGGGGCCGGAAGAAUGGUGGUCGAGCAAUGCUACCAUCGAGGAUUGGUUCGACGAAAUGGUUGGCCUGGCCAAUAUUAUCAACAAAUAUGCUGCGGUUCGUUUAGAGGAUAUUAAAGGUUUAAGAGCUCCCUUUCUACGGAUCGGAUGGAAUCGCCAGUUCCUUAUGAUGUCUGAAUUUGGAUUUGUCUACGACUCGUCCAUACUGGUUCCAUUUUCCGAUGUCCCAGUGUGGCCUUAUACGCUGGACUACAAACCACCGCACAAUUGCGUGGAUUUGGAACAGUUUUGCCCGACUCGUGCUUAUCCAGGUUUAUGGGAACUUCCGUUAAAUCAACUUUUGGCAGGCCAAUACACUUGUACGAGGAUGGAUUCGUGUCCUUCGGAUUUAUCGGGCGAAGAGAUAUAUAAAAUAUUGAUGCUGAAUUUUAAAAGGCAUUACCUUAGCAAUCGUGCUCCUCUAGGCUUGCAUUUACACGCAUCAUGGUUUCAAAAUCCAUCCUACUUUUACGCGUUUACCAAAUUCAUGGACGACGUGUUGCGAUUAAGGGACGUCUAUUUCGUGACGAGUUAUCAGGUGAUCGAAUGGAUGCGUAAACCAACGUCUUUGAAUGCAAUCGAGACAUUGAAGGCUUGGCAAUGCAAUCUGCGUAAAUUCCACUCGUUCGAAUUGGCUUGCGACUUGCCGGCCAGUUGCAAAUUACCGAGCAAAGUUCUUAAAUCGUAUCGUUAUCUACAUACGUGUUUCGAUUGUCCUAAGGAAUAUCCUUGGUUGAGAAAUGAAUUUGGAGCGGAGUGA